AUGGAAAUGUUAUCCUCAUUAAUUUUCUUUUCAGGAGGAAGUAGUGGCUUGCACCUCGUUGCAAAUGUUCCUACAUUCAUACCUCAAUUUGCCCAACUUGGCCUUGGUGACAUGCAACAACCGCCACCGCCAGGAAAACAGACGGGCACCCAUACACCGUUCACACCACAUCGAGCAACGCCAACUUUUCAUCCUGCUAAUGCCUCAUCUCCAGCCAAUCAAGCUGAGGCGCUGGCUCUUUAUCAGGAAAAUCAUGGAGGGACGACUUAUUUCUAUCCACAUCAGCAGCCGCCACAAACAUUAAGUACGCCUGAUUCGGCUACUGGAAGCACUCGUGUUAGUAGUGCACCGUUACACGAGCAAGUAGUCCCAGAGAAUCAUACCGUUGUUAACACCAACGGCAGUUUCUCCUAUCAAGGUCCAGUGCCACACAUAGGCAAAUUUCGCCCAAAAAGUGUGGCUAGUAACAACAUGGCUCAGUUUAUCUCACCUGACGUGAAAAUGGAACUAGUUCAUCGGCAACUCGCUAUGGAAGCUCGAGCCGACCCACUGUCCGUGUUCAAGGCGGUUUCUAUUCGCGAUGGUGUUACGUAUUGUAUUAGGAGAUUACACGGCUUCCGUAUUUCUUCUCCGAAACAACUGCAACCGUUAGAGACGUGGAAGAAGUUAGUCAAUGUCAAUGUCGUACAACUGCGAGAAGUAAUUGCCAAUUGCAAAGCUUUCGGUGAUAGUUCCGUGAUUCUCGUCUAUGACUAUCAUCCUCUGGCGGAUUCGUUGAAGACUCGACAUUUCGGUCGGAUGCUUGGUAGCGGUUUCAUCGAUGGAAUAACUGGAGCCAAAAUGUCAAGUCAACUCUCUGGACACGCAUCGAAUCAAAUGCAGCAGGGAGCUGGAGUAGUUGAGUGGUUGCUGUGGUCGUAUGUGAUUCAGCUCUCAUCUGCUUUGCGAGCCGUUCAUGCUAAUGGUCUCGCAUCCAGAUGUGUAGAUCUAUCGAAAAUCCUUGUUCACGGCAAAAGCAAGAUCCUGUUGAGUUGCGGUGGAGUCGCCGAUCUUCUUGCUCCCGACACCCAAGUGCAACAGUUGCAGAUGGAAGAUCUUCACGCUCUUGGUCGGGUUCUUCUUGCCUUAGCAACUGGCAACGCUUUUUCGGCUCGCCGAGACCUUGUCCAGCAGAGCAUGACAUACGUCACGAAUCAUUACAGCAGCGAUAUGAAAAAUCUCAUAAGUUUCCUUCUUUCUUCUUCACCGUCGGGUCGUAAAUCAAUAAAUGAGAUUAUGCCAAUGAUUGGAGCACGUUUUUAUGCGCAACUGGAGACAGCUCAAAUGCGAAACGACAUGCUUGAGAAUGAGCUCAGCAAGGAAUUGGAGAACGGUCGAUUGUUCCGAAUCCUAUCCAAAAUUAACACGAUUGUGGAAAGACCAGAACACAAUUUGGAUCCCACGUGGUCUGAAACUGGUGACCGUUUCCUAAUAAAAUUGUUCAGAGAUUACGUCUUUCAUCAAGUAACAGAAAGCGGCAAACCUUGGAUGGAUAUGGCCCAUAUUGUCCAGUGCCUUAAUAAACUUGAUGCCGGUGUCUCCGAAAAAGUGCAGCUCGUGUCAAGGGACGGAAAUAAUCUCAUUGUCGUAUCAUACGGAGAUUUGAGAAGGUGCCUCGAGACGGCUUUCAGAGAAUUGAGUACUACGCCCUCUGUUGUUCCUCGCCAU
Messenger RNA from Ostertagia ostertagi, 1707 nucleotides. The record is from the annotation of a GenBank genome assembly. Lineage: Eukaryota; Metazoa; Nematoda; Chromadorea; Rhabditida; Trichostrongylidae.